Messenger RNA from Dissoconium aciculare CBS 342.82, 2007 nucleotides. RefSeq lists its product as uncharacterized. Bases 302 to 1777 code for a protein of 491 amino acids. NCBI's taxonomy places the organism in Eukaryota, Fungi, Ascomycota, Dothideomycetes, Mycosphaerellales, Dissoconiaceae. The transcript has a single exon. The record is from RefSeq and is a predicted model, not a curated record.
CACCGAAACACCACCACUCCUUGGAAGAUCAAUCGGCUUGCAGUAGUCAGAGUUUUCUCUGGGACGACUGUGUAGAUGAGACAUUUAUUAUAUAUAUCGCAAUGAAACACUACGGACGCCUCCCCCACAUUUGUGGAACUGUCUCUACACAAGCUUUUGAUGUCCGAUUCGUUUCAAGGUUCGCUUAUGAUUUUCGACACGAUCAUCCGACAAGCGGCAGAUCUCUUCACACAUCCUAUCAUUCGAACACAUCGAUUCUGCAUUGCAAAGAUUUUUUGAAGCAUACCAAACAUUGAACAAGAUGAAGUUCGGCCACGAAUACAAGGUGGCCUUACGCGAUGAGGGUUUCCCUCAGGAAUGGGUUGAGAGCGCAAUCGACUACAAACACCUCAAGAAGGUAAUCAAAAUGGUCCAUGAUGAGCUUCAGGGACUUGGGUUGGAUGCCGCAACACUCGACCGUCUACGUGAAUUAGUCAAGGCGCAGGCCGACCCUCCAGUAGCCGCCCGCAGACCUUCGUUGCCUGCGGGAGAGUUCUACAGCGCCUCACAGCCAGAGCUUGCAACCAUCACUGAGGAAUUUAUUCCACAAUUGAGGAUCCUGGUUGACAACAAGACUGGUACGCCACUCGACGUCAGUCUAGCAGCAGAAACGAAGGCGUCUUUGCGGCGACUGGUGCGUCAUGAAAUGGUCUUGGCAGGGCGACGGGAGCAUUUAGGAAACACGAUUCACGUGAGUCCAAACAACCAAAGUGGCAACGCGCCUGAACAGCAUGACGCCGACGAUGGUGAACUCGACGAGCAAACACAAGAGUCGCUAGACGCGAGAUGGAUUCAAGUGCCUCUGGCGAGCGCCCGAGAUUUCUUCGACGCUCUUGAGCCUAGUUUCGUCCAACUUGACACAAUCAGGGCUACUGAAACGCGAGUUCUGGAGGAAGAAAUCCUUGAUCUCGGUGACGCAGUGACAAAUGUGGUACAGCCAGUCCGAGCAGGUUACGAGACUAAACGCGACAUCAGCUACCGCGAUCUUUACUUUUGGCGCGAAAUGUUCAGAUUAUACAUUGAGAAACCUAUAUUCUACAAAUCGACAGAAAAGAGUCGAGGAGCUUUGACAUUCGCCGAAGCCAAGGAGAACUUGGUCGAAUACGAUACAAAGUUACGAGAGACCGGCCUGCUCGCAAAGAUGAAGACUCCUCAAGCCAAGGUCGCAGCCCAACAAUUCCUCGACCUCAACCUACACAUCCUCAAGACGAUGCAAUUUCAGGAGAUGAAUGCCCGUGCGAUGACCAAAAUCCUCAAGAAAUUCGACAAGCAAACACAUUUGGGCGGCAAUACAUUCAUCAAAGCGCUCGGGAACCAAUACCCGGCCCUCAUUAGCAACCGCAAAAGCAGCGCCGGCGGCUUCUCUGACUCCAUCGCUCACGAUCUACAAGCGGAGAUCGGCUCCAAGGUCCUCGCUAUUGUCCCGCAACUGGACGAUUGGGUAUGCCCUGUCUGUUACGGAAUGGCUUGGCGGCCUGUCAAUCUCGGAUGCUGUCGUUCGGUCUUCUGCAUCCGAUGUAUUAUCAAGCUACAGAGGGAAAAGAUGAAGAAAUGCCCUAUGUGCAAUGCGGAGAAAGUCAUGAAGGCUGAUGGUCGUAAUAUCGACUUUGCAACGAUGGAGUUUCUAGAGACGUUCUUCCCUCUCGAGGUCAAGAGGCGGCAGAAAGAAAAUGAACGGGAGCAAUUAGUCAGUGACUAUGGCGAGGAAUUUGUCAGGAGAGAUUGUGUUAUAAUGUGAGGGAGCAAGCUUUUGAAGGCAAUUUUGGAACAGAUUGGUCGACGGCGUUCUUCUUUGGAUGGCGGCAUUGCAAUUUUGCACAUAAACGAUACCCAGCUGUUUUGGCAAAUGUAUUUAGCGCAUUUUUAUCCGGUUUCAUUCAAAGGUAUACGAAUCCUAAGAGGUCGCAUAUGUGUAUCGGAUACACUAUUUAGACGGGUAGGUUUUGGCUAUACGACAAGGGAGUGGAC